Bufo bufo (common toad) is the source of this 2390-nucleotide messenger RNA. Its product is annotated as engulfment and cell motility protein 3-like. Gene Ontology annotation, biological process: cell motility; actin filament organization. The transcript is spliced from 21 exons. The record is from RefSeq and is a predicted model, not a curated record. Bases 129 to 2282 code for a protein of 717 amino acids. NCBI's taxonomy places the organism in Eukaryota, Metazoa, Chordata, Amphibia, Anura, Bufonidae.
AAAGGAAUGCAGGCUUGUCGUGACCGGUCUCCUCCCUGCCUCCACCUCACAGCCUCCUCCCCAGGUCUCCACCUUUCUCUGCGGCUCCAGAGGGACAGGAAGCAGGUCUCAGUUAUAAACUGGGGGUCAUGGAGCCAGCAAAGAAUAUAGUGAAGAUUGCCAUCCAGAUGAUGGGCGCCUACCCCCAGCUCAUUGAGCUCAACCAGAGUAAACCCCUGUCUGCAGUCCUGAAGGACGUGUGCGACGCGUGGAACAUCAGUAAUGCUGAGCAGUACGCCCUGCAAUACGUGGACGGCCUUCAGACCUACAUCACCGAACUGAACAGGAUGGAAAUAAAGAACGGCAGCAUCCUGAAGCUGACCACUGCUCCGGAUAAGGAGGCCGGCAGCCUGUGUCAGGGGGUUCAGAGCCAGAAUGUGGACGUCCGCUCCGAGUCUCUGAAGAAGCUGGCCGCGCUCUCCAGUGACGUCACAUUCGCUCAGGAGUUCAUCAGUCGGGACGGCCUCUGCCUUCUGUCCCGCACGGUGGAAGAAGAAGAGGAGCGUGGAGAGGUGAUGUCGCACACCCUGAGGGCCAUCUCUGAGCUAAUGGAACAUGGCUUUGUGUCAUGGGAGACGUUCAGUACCACAUUUAUACAAAAGGUUGUGACCUUCGUGACCAUGAAUCUGAUGCUGCUGGAGAUCACUCAGCUCGCUCUCAUCAUCCUGGAGAGUGUGGUUCAGAGUAACACUAAGCUGGCGGACAUGGUGCGAGUAGAGGUUCCUCUGGACAGACUGCUCACCCUUCUACAGCUACCGGCUCAGGAGACUCAGAUUAAAGUGAUGGCGCUCAUUGUGGCCUUACUACAGAAAGUCGGGGGACAAGAGCGAGUGGAAAUGCUGGAUUAUCUAUGGAAAAAGAACAUGCGGCAGUUUAUCCACAAGAACAUAAUCCACAGCUGGCCACAACUGGGGGAUGAAAUGCGUCACUACCUGUACGUGCUGCAGUCCCUCAGUCUGGGCCUAUUGGAGAGUCGGAUGAGGAUGGCCAUGGACCCAAACGACACCGAGCAGCGACAGCAGCUCCAGAAUCUACGUCUCAUGGCUUUUCCAAAUGAAGCUGUUGAAGGAGGUCACAUGACAUCAGAGCAGCGGCGCUCAAUCUGCGCCAAAGAAUUCCGCAAACUUGGCUUUACAAAUAAUGGCAGCCCAUGGCAGGACCUGUGUCUCACUCCUCCUGGACUCCUGACUCUCGACAAUAUGGUGUAUUUCUCUAUACGUUGGCCUAGUGCCUACAGUCGGUUUGUGCUUGAGAAUAGCAGUCGGGAAGACAAACACGUCUGUCCAUUUGCCAGAAGCAGUAUUCACGUGACCCUGAUUCUCUGUGAGAUCCUUCAAGUUGGAGAAACUGCCUCAGAGACAGGGCAGGGUUUCCUGACUCUUUUCUACGCACAAGACCACUUUUUCCAGGAGCUGUUCUGUGUGUGCAUUCAGGUGCUUAAUAAGACCUGGAAGGAGAUGAGAGCCACCCAGGAGGACUUUGACAAGGUGAUGCAUGUGGUAAAGGAGCAGAUUUCUCGUACCCUCGGUCAUGCUCCAACGUCUCUGGACUUCUUUCGAACAAAGAUAUCAUCUCUUAAUUAUAGUGAGAUUCUCCGCAGACGUCAGGAAGAGAGACUGAGCCAGGAUGAUGCCCUCUCCCCACCUGUCAUGGAACUAAGACAGCAGUUACAGCCAGAGCUCCUGAACCUGAUCAGACAGCAUCGGCUUCACUAUCUUUGUGAGGGAACCAAGUUCCGAAAGAUUAGCAGCCGCCGAAGACAGGAUAAAUUGUGGUUUUGUCGUCUCUCUCCAAACCACAAAGUCCUGCACUAUGGAGAUCUGGAAGACAACAUCAACAACCCACCCAUUGAAAUGCUUCCACAGAAAAUUUCAGUUGCAGAUAUAAAAUAUGUGUUAACGGGAAAGGAUUGUCCACACAUGAAGGAGAAGAAUUCUGGGAAGCAGAAUAGGGACCUCAUGGACCAGGCAUUUUCUAUAUGCUAUGAUGUAGACAGCUGCCUGAACUUCAUAGCACCUUCUUCUACUGACUUUUGCCUGUGGCUUGAUGGGCUGAAUUCAUUGUUGGGUCGAGAAAUGCCCAGUGAGCGGACGCGCACUGACCUUGAUCUCCUGCUGAAUACUGAACUCAAGUUGCGGUUAUUGGACCUGGAAAACAUCCCAAUCCCAGAGCAGCCUCCAGCCAUCCCCCCACGUCCAAAGAAUUAUGACUACUGCUACCAAUUCACCUCCACAGAGGCCUGAAUGUCCCUCUGGGGCCCCGUGACCGAGCACAGAACAUGCCAGCACCUGGCAGAGGGACACUUUGGCUUCUGUCUGUGUCCACAUCUGAUAAUAAAUAUGUUAAGAGCA